UUUUUUAAUUUUAUGUAUUUAGAGGAUUGAAGAUGGCUUCUCUUCAAGGGCCCGUAGUUUGCCCCAUGAUCAAUGCGAAGCAAUCCGGAGUGUAUUCUGUCCCGAUUAGUUCACCUCUACUGAAAGCCAAAGUUAUUAGAAGUGGGUUUUGGGGGCUUGUAGGAAUCGGCAACGGUAGGGCUAAUGUAAAUUAUCGACAAAAUUUGCAGAAAUGCAAGACUAUACGAUGUACUUUUAGUUCGUCGUGGAAUGGAAAUGAUAGUAUGGCCGGGAAUUCAAAUGAGAAUGAGUCUGAUUAUGUGAAUUCGAGCGUUGUUGAAGCUGUUGAGGUCAGAAGUGGCCCAGAUGGUUUCAUGAUCAAGAUGAGAGAUGGCCGGCAUUUGAGAUGUGCCCAUAAUAACCCCCAAGGGAGUCAUCGGCCAGAUUAUGCUCCGCACCCUGCAAUUGUAUUGAAGAUGGAAGACGGGACCGGGCUUCUUCUCCCCAUAAUUGUUUUGGAGAUGCCCAGUGUGCUGCUAAUGGCAGCUGUACGCAAUGUCCAAAUUGCUAGGCCUACCAUGUAUCAAGUGGCAAAGGAAAUGAUUGAGAAGAUGGGCUAUACAGUGAAACUUGUACGAGUUACCAAGAGAAUACAUGAGGCAUAUUUUGCAGAGUUACACCUUACAAAGUUGGAUAAUGAAGCAGAGUGUAUCAGAUUUGAUCUGCGACCGUCAGAUGCCAUUAACAUUGCGGUUAGAUGCAAGGUGCCAAUCCAAGUGAACAAAUACUUGGUGUAUAUGGACGGUAUGAAGGUUAUUGAACCUGAAAAAGUGCCAGUACAUAGCUCCUCAUCAGAUGGCUUAUUAUUUACUGAGUUGGACAGACCUAGUGCCCAGCUGUCCAUUGAAACAAAGGAGUUUAAUCUUGUGCGCAACAUGCUAAUAGCUGCAGUCGAGGAACGUUACAAGGAUGCAGCUCUGUGGAGGGACAAGCUCACUCAGCUUCGCUCAAAAAGGAACUGGACAUAGCAGGUCGUCUUGUUCUCUCUCUUUGGUACGACAGGCGGAUAACUUGUAUAUAGACUAUAUGUUUGGUAUGUGUGACUCAACAAAAUUGUACAAAAUUAACGAAGAAAAAUGUUAAAAUCUUGUGGCUGUUGCGUGCAUUUUAGCAUAUCGAAUAUGGCUA
This is a messenger RNA of Olea europaea var. sylvestris, 1167 nucleotides long. RefSeq names its product bifunctional nuclease 1-like. Bases 33 to 1007 code for a protein of 324 amino acids. Gene Ontology annotation, molecular function: nuclease activity. The transcript has 10 exons. Gene Ontology annotation, cellular component: nucleus; VCB complex. Gene Ontology annotation, biological process: protein ubiquitination. NCBI's taxonomy places the organism in Eukaryota, Viridiplantae, Streptophyta, Magnoliopsida, Lamiales, Oleaceae. The record is from RefSeq and is a predicted model, not a curated record.